Molecule: messenger RNA, 660 nt
Organism: Porites lobata
Lineage: Eukaryota; Metazoa; Cnidaria; Anthozoa; Scleractinia; Poritidae
Source: the annotation of a GenBank genome assembly
AUGGGGAAUGUAGAGAAGACAUACAACACUCGACAAUAUCAGUUCACUUUGAGAACAUACUCUGGCAAGAACGUCAGUGUUACGACAUUUGGUAUGGACAAAAUUUCUGGUCCUGCAACCAAGUUGAAUACUUCAGCCUUAGCCAAAUUGUUUCCAACCUAUGACCCAGAGUCACUGCAAAGGAAAACUAACCGGGUAGACAUUCUUCUGAGUUGUGACUAUUUUGGAUUAUUUCCAAAGUAUGAAGAGGCGAAGUGUGGGGAGAACUUGAGUAUAUUGAGAGAAAAAUUUGGAGUUUGCCCUCAAGGUGCCCAUCCUGAUCUGGUGGAACAAACUGAGUAUGACUCAAAUCUUGCCAAGACAAUUCACAAUUCAGCGAUUUAAAAACAUGAAGCGUACCAUGUAUAUCUUCACACUCACCCAGAAUUUCAGCCAGAUUGUGUUUCCCCAGUGGAGAUGUUUGAUAACAGUGAAAAGCAAGUCAUCUCCAGAAAUCAGACAAAUGUUGUAGAAUCCUUCACUGGAAGAAAUAUGGAGCGAGAAGUGGAAAACUUCAUUUGUGGUGAAGACCUAGGAACAGAAAUCACACCGAGGUGUUGUACUUGUCGAUGUGAAAAGUUUCCAGUUGUUGGUCACACGUACUCGUUCAAGGAUGAGUAA